Molecule: messenger RNA, 1301 nt
Organism: Rana temporaria (common frog)
Lineage: Eukaryota; Metazoa; Chordata; Amphibia; Anura; Ranidae
Product: major histocompatibility complex class I-related gene protein-like
Exons: 5
Coding region: 190-1266 (358 amino acids)
Biological process (GO): immune response
Cellular component (GO): external side of plasma membrane
Source: RefSeq, a predicted model, not a curated record
UAACCGGAGCUUUCAUCCAGAGCAGGGAGCAGCCAUAGAAGAGGAGAAACCGAAAGGAACACUUACCCCGCCCCCGCCAACAGCUGAUUGGUGUAAAGUCCUAUAGCGACUCUCCGUUAUUGGCGGGUUAUUGCCCCGCGGACAAUUUGAAUUCCACAAGCGGCGCACAUGUCGGGGUUCCUGUAGUUCAUGUCGGGGUUCCUGUGGCUCUUAUUUCGGAUGUUUCCUUCAUUGAUAUUCUCCCAUGCGGGGGUCGUCCUGCUUGUGUCCUGUCUGUCCGCCUGUACGGUCCAUGCAGACAGCCACGUCCUUCAGUAUUAUUUCACAGCCUUACAAAAGAGUGGCGAACCGUUUCAUUGGUACUCCAUUGUGGGAGUAAUGGAUGGCCUACAGGUUGCAAAGUAUAAGAGCGACACCCAAAAGAUUGACAGCCGAUAUGUUUGGAUGAAGGACCCCUGGAAAACACAGAAGUGGGUGGAGAACGUCACCCUGCUGGCCCAUAAAUACGAGCGAGCACACCGCAGCACUCUGCAACGCAUUGAGAGAAUGUUCAACCAAUCUGUCGACUUUCACACAUACCAAAUAAAAUUUGAGUGCGUGUAUUAUGAGGACUGCAGCAUCGGCGGACACACUGAGUUUGGAUACAACGGGAGAGAACUCGUCUUCUUUGACAAGCAGGCAUUAAUGUAUUUCCCAGCAGUGGAGAAAGCACAGAUAUUAACACAGGAAUGGAACAGGGAUCAGCAAACCACUCGGGCAGAUAAAGAGUUUUCAGAGGAACAUUGCGUUGAAUGGAUUACCAAGUACAGGAAACAUGUGAAAGAGGAACUGAAAACUGAUGUCCCACCAGAGGUGAAGGUGUGGGGUCGCCAUCGUUCAGACGGGAUGACAAGACUAUACUGCCUGGUGUACGGGUUUCACCCCCGACCUGUGGAUGUGAAGUGGAUGAGGAAUGGGACAGACCAUAUUCCUUCAGAUGAAAUGACUCCAAUUCUCCCCCAUCCUGAUGGCACCUAUCAGAUCAGAGUCAGUGUGGGAGUUCUGGUCAGCAAUGAUGCAUACGCCUGUCAUGUGGAACACAGAAGCAUGGAGAAGACACUAAUUGUGGAUCUAAACGAGAUGGAUCUUGAAGGCUUCCUAGAGCAACGCCAUCUUCCAAUCUCUAUCUACCAACGCCAUCGCACAAUUGGAUUUUCACUCUUAGCAUUCUCAUUUUUAGCCAUUACAUUUUCUUUUAUGUGCGUAUAUUUUUUUUUUGUCCGGUAAGUACAAGGUUUACGAUCACUGUCCAACAAUGCCGC